AUGACGUCAUCGCCAAAGUCUCCCGUGAUAGCCGCUCAAACCGCAAACAUCUCCAACGGCAAGUCGGAAAAUUAUUCGGAAUUAACGGAAUCAACUCAUCCCUACAUCAUGGAAAUCAUUUGGCGAAAUGUCCUUGUCUUUAUUGGUCUCCACGUGGGCGCACUCUACGGAUUGCUGCUCUUCCUGACGGCCGCCAAAGUGGCCACUCUAGUCUGGGCGUACUAUUUGUUUAUUGUGGGGGGAUUCGGCAUAGCCGCCGGUGCCCACAAACUCUGGUCUCACCGCUCCUUUAAGGCCAUCCUUCCGUUCCGUAUUUUGAUCGCUGUGGCGCAAACGAUCGCUCUCCAGGAUGACAUCUACCAGUGGAGUAGGGAUCACCGGGUCCAUCACAAAUUUAGCGACACGGACGCCGAUCCUUACAAUUCCCGGCGCGGAUUCUUUUUCUCUCACGUCGGCUGGCUCUUGUGCAAGAAACAUCCCGAAGUGAUUAGACGAGGCAAGACGGUGGACGCCACCGAUCUAUUACAAGACCCCGUCGUAGUCUACCAACGAAAAUAUUACGUUCCGUUGGCAUUGGUGUGUUUUGCGUUGCCGGCCAUUGUGCCUUGGUACUUUUGGGGCGAGUCGUUCAAAACAGCUUUUUUCGUCGCUUCCGUCUUUCGUUACGUAUUCACACUCCACGCCACCUGGCUCACCAACAGCGCCGCCCACAUUUGGGGCUAUCAUCCCUACGACAAACAGAUGAAACCGUCCGACAGCCGACUGGCUGCCAGUUUCAGUCUGGGCGAAUGGCACAACUACCAUCACGUUUUCCCCGGAGAUUAUAGAGUGGCUGAAUUGGGGAGUUGGAGAAUGAGUGCCACGGUCGUUGUCAUCGAUUUAUUCGCCUGGCUGGGUUUAAUUUACGACCUGAAGACGGUCUCGCCAAAGAUUGUCCGCAGCCGCGUUCUCCGGACGGGAGACGGCACUCAUCCCUAUGCCUUAAUGGAGAAUUGUCCGCUGACUUAUUCCGGCGAUAGCCAAAACCACAAUGUCGAUGGCGAAAUUUUUAAAAGCGGGCCUUCCGAAUAAUAACUGAAAGUUUACGAGAGUUGCAAA
Daphnia pulicaria is the source of this 1098-nucleotide messenger RNA. RefSeq names its product acyl-CoA Delta-9 desaturase-like. Lineage: Eukaryota; Metazoa; Arthropoda; Branchiopoda; Diplostraca; Daphniidae. Gene Ontology annotation, biological process: unsaturated fatty acid biosynthetic process. Gene Ontology annotation, molecular function: iron ion binding; stearoyl-CoA 9-desaturase activity. The transcript has 5 exons. Bases 1 to 1071 code for a protein of 356 amino acids. Gene Ontology annotation, cellular component: endoplasmic reticulum membrane. The record is from RefSeq and is a predicted model, not a curated record.